CAAUCCAACCCAAGUCAAUCCAGCGCAAUCUAAGCUAACCUAACCUAACCUAACCUAACCAAACCUUUAAGUAGAUUAAUAGCAUCACCAUACGAAUAUAGAGUGUGUACAUCAUUGAAUACAAAAUGUAAAUGUUUCCUCAACUGCUGUUUAGAUAUGUAAUAACGGAACUCCUACAAAGUGAUCUACAUAAAAUAAUUGUCUCGCACCAGCCCCUCUCACCUGACCACAUAAAAGUCUUCUUGUACCAAAUUCUUCGAGGUUUGAAAUAUUUACAUUCUGCGCGGAUUUUGCAUCGAGAUAUCAAACCUGGAAAUUUGCUUGUAAAUAGUAACUGUGUUCUCAAGAUCUGUGAUUUCGGUUUAGCACGUGUAGAAGAGCCUGAUUCGAGCAAGCACAUGACUCAGGAGGUGGUGACGCAGUACUACCGCGCACCGGAAAUAUUGAUGGGUGCGAAGCACUACACGGCCGCCGUGGACGUCUGGUCCGUGGGAUGUAUUUUCGGCGAGCUGCUAAGCAGGCGGAUCCUGUUCCAGGCGCAAAAUCCUAUACAACAGCUCGAACUUAUAACCGAACUGCUCGGGACGCCGUCGCUCGAGGACAUGCGGUACGCGUGCGAAGGAGCAAAAACGCACAUGCUGAGAAGGGCACCGAAACCUCCCUCAUUGACCGCACUUUACACCCUCUCGUCUCAGGCGACGCACGAGGUCGUGCAUUUACUCUGCCAGAUGCUCGUCUUUGAUCCCGAUAAAAGGAUAUCAGUCGUGGAUGCUUUGGCGCAUCCUUACUUAGACGAAGGAAGAUUGAGGUAUCAUUCGUGUAUGUGUAAAUGCUGCUAUACUACAGCCAGUGGUAUGAGGCAGUAUACCACGGAAUUUGAAACAACGGCACCUCAGCCUUUCGAUGAUAUGUGGGAGAAGAAGCUGUCGUCUGUACAACAGGUCAAAGAGCAAAUGCACGAGUUCAUAGCCGAGCAACUGAAUACAAGUCGAGUACCAUUGUGUAUAAAUCCUCAGUCGGCAGCAUUCAAGAGUUUCGCCAGGAGGCAAAAAUGUUGUGCACCUUUCAAGAAGACCCUUGAAAUUCUUUUAUCACCCGUCAUCUUUCUUUGUGCUGCCUGAUGUGCUUUAAAAGAUUAGUUCAACAGUGGCCCAUCCAUCGGAGCUUCCCCCGUCGCCUCAUCAGUGGGACGACAACCGUAGGUAACAACAUGACUACAAGUCACUCUUGCUCUCUGCCAAACUUAAAAGGAAAACCGUGAUAAUUAACGUAGUGUUCAUUUCCGAAAGUAGCAAUUAAUAUUAAUUAAUCAGUUAAUUAAUAAUAAUAAUAAUAAUCUGUAUAUGUUCAGUAACGUCUUCUCUCCUCUGUAAUAUAAAAUAAUAGUAAUUAAUACCUAACUACAUAAAAUUAAGUAACAGUACACCAAAAAUAAUGAUUCAGGGAUCUAAGCUUUGUGUAAGGGACCGUGUUCUAAGUGCUCUGUGACAAAAAGAAAAAAUACAUACACAUACAUACAUAAUUAGGAAUGAUUAACAAAGCGCUGGUGGUGCGGGCAAAAAUAUAGUUAAUUAACUUAUUUUUUUGCGCAGAGUGUUGUCUUAGUACCGUAUAGAUCUGCCGCGAAAUUGUUGUUCGAUUUGUACAGUUCACACUGCCUUUUCGAUAGUGAUAGUUUACGUAUUGUAUGUAUUUACGGUUUUAGUUCGAUAAGACUGUCAGAAUGUGUUUCAGUUAUAUCUUUGUAUUGUUUUUUUUAUGUCGGCGCCGUUUUUGGCACGCAUUUUGCUAAAUUUGCAACGCAAAGUUGUCGCCCCUCGUUGUGCCAAAAUAAUUCACCCCUAAUUCUUUUACCAACGAAAUUUCAGACCUUCAAAAAGUGUAAUCAAAAAAUUUUUCAUUUUUAUUAGACACUAACAGUUGGCUUUUGCGAAAAUAGAAAAGAAUUUAUUUCUUUGGACUGACUAGAGGAUCGUUGUUUAAAAGUUUACUAGAUUAAUUGUGAUAAAAUAAGAAAACGAUAUUUUUUUUCUAAUAAUUUUAAUUUUCAAUUGAUUAGCUUGACACGUACUUGGAACUUCAAAAAUUUCAAUAUUGUGUUAGUAUAUUGGUUGAGAUAUCCUGGGGGGACCCGUUCUCUUCGUCGUUUAUCGCCCAUUGCCUUAAUUAAAAAAGAAAAAAUAAUAAAAACUAAUUUUUUUCUGUAGAUUAAGUGCAAAUUUAAGCAAAAGAAAGUGCCUCAUCCUUUAUUUUAACAGCAAAUUUAAAAAACACUGUGUCCACGUUUUUUGCUGUAUUAUUGAUGUAAAAAGUGUCUAUAACAAGCAAAGUAGUUUUUGGUCGUAAUAUGAAUUAAAUAAGUAAUCGUAAUUCGUGGAGCACAACAGUUUACAUUAAUUAGCAACUUCUGCUAAUAAAAACAAACGGUGUAGUAAUUCUAAACGGUUAGCUUUUCUUGUUCGAUGGCCUAAAAUAUAUUUACGAUGCCAAACGAAGGUGUAAUAACUAAAUAAAAUGAACACUUUCAAAAAAAAAAAACAAAAACAAAAACUGACAUGUUUUAGACUAUAAAUAUUGAUGAUUAGAUAGGACGUAAGAAGACUGUAAAUAUUACGAACUAUUAUUACUAUUAUACAUAAUCUGUUACUUU
Messenger RNA from Agrilus planipennis (emerald ash borer), 2650 nucleotides. Its product is annotated as serine/threonine-protein kinase NLK. The record is from RefSeq and is a predicted model, not a curated record. Gene Ontology annotation, biological process: intracellular signal transduction; protein phosphorylation. Lineage: Eukaryota; Metazoa; Arthropoda; Insecta; Coleoptera; Buprestidae. The transcript is spliced from 7 exons. The coding region runs from base 132 to 1121 and encodes 329 amino acids. Gene Ontology annotation, cellular component: nucleus; cytoplasm. Gene Ontology annotation, molecular function: ATP binding; MAP kinase activity.